Messenger RNA from Tetrahymena thermophila SB210, 2712 nucleotides. RefSeq lists its product as hypothetical. The transcript has 4 exons. Gene Ontology annotation, biological process: circadian rhythm. Lineage: Eukaryota; Ciliophora; Oligohymenophorea; Hymenostomatida; Tetrahymenidae. The record is from RefSeq and is a predicted model, not a curated record.
CUUCUUUGUUUGCUUAUAAAAAUUUCUUGUGAAAAUUUAUUAAUAAAUUUAGAUCAAACUCCUAGUAAUUUAGAAGAAAAAUUAUCAAUAAAUAUAUAUUUUUUUUUUAUGAGCUUGAGGCAAUAAACUUAUGAUUAUAGUCCUGAACAAAAAUAAUACGCUUUUGGUUUAAAGUUAUAGGGUUAGUUAGAUUAAUAAUAUCAAGAAAGAUUGAGUGUUGCUCCAUAACUAAAAUAGCAAAAGACAUUUUAAAAUGAGAAUUAAGGAUAUCAGGCAUACCAAGAUAAUAUACAAGAAGAUGAUGAUGACGAUGAUGAAUUGCCACCUAGACUUGAAUAUGAUUAUGAGACUUCUCCCACAAUAAAAUAUUAACAGAGCAAUAAUUAAUAAACAAAUCUACCUUUUGAUUAAAAGAGUUAAAAUGGAAAUAAAGCAGGCGAUAAUAAUUUAACAGAUCUUAGUAGAAUAAAUUUAAAUUAAAAAUCCAGAGAUAAUUUAUCUGUUAGUGAUAAUAAUACUAACAAAGCUCUAAAUACACCUUAGCAAAAGGCAGCAAAUGUUAAUUUAAAUUUAAGCGCAAACAAUAUGAAUAUGUAUAAUAAAUAGUAGAAACAGCAAGAAGAGUUGGAAAAAAAAGAAGUAAUGGAAUAAAUAAAUAGUAAUUAAAAGAAGGUGAUUUAAUAAGAUAUAGAAAUUAAAAAAGGGAAUCUAACUGAUUAACUUAAAAAAGAAGAUUUAAAUGAUAAAGAAGCUAUAGGAGGAUAUAUAUAACAAUUAAAUAAAAUGAUUGAGGCAACAGAUAAGCAAAUAAAAGAAGAGGUUAAACUAAAAAGUAUAUUAAAGAAAUUAGAGGAGCAGAUUUAGUUAGAUAGGAAUACAUAUGAGUAAAUCUACAAAUCAAAAAAUUUCAAAAUAUUAGAUGAGAAUUAAAAAACUUUAAAAGAGCGUAAAACAGAAGAAGAAAUCAAAUAACUUUAAUAAGUAAUAAUAAAUGAGAAGAUAAUGCCAUUCAUAAAUUCAAAUAUUCCGAAUCCUAAAGAUGUAGAACGAUUAUUAUAAGAAAAUUUAAAUACUUACACGAAAUUGCUACGUAGCAAACAAUAGGAAAUUUCUGAGUAAGAAGUAUUCAAAAAUAUUAAAGAGUAUAUGGAAAAGAUUAUAGAAAGCAAAAUGGAGACAGUGUAACAUGUAAAGUAUAAUAUUAGGAUGCUUGAUGAUUGCAAAAAAUAUAGAUAAAUUUCAAGUAAAAUGGCAAACACUAUCAAGUAAUUCCAUAAGAUCAUUAUUGAUGAUUUAAAUAAGCUGAAAAACUUCAAUUAAGAACUCCCUACCUAAUAAGAAUUAGAAUAUAAAAAUAAAAACGAAUAUCUAGAAAAAUAAAUUCUAAAUGAACAAAAAAGAAGAAGAGAGUUAGAGGAAGAGUUAAAAAAGAGGAUAGAUGAUUUCAAAACCUUAUUUUAUGAUGCUUAAAAAGCUAAAGAAAUUAUCAAAGAACAACUCAAAGGGAUUUAAAAGGAAAAAGAAGAAUUAAAAAAACUUCAAGAAGAGUUAAGGUAAGAAAAAGAGUUAAAGAAGUAAGCUCAACCAGAAUAAUCACUAAAUCCUCCUAAAGGUAACAACAACCCAGAAACUUUUAUGAAGAGAUCCGACAGAAACUCAACUGCCUCCAUUUAUUACUAUAAUAAACAAUUCGGAAAAAGUCAAAACAAAGAAGAUGAUUUGCAUAUGAGCUAAAAUAGCAGUGAUUUAAAAGAUUAAAGGAGAGCAUAUAAUUAUGAAAACAGGAACAACUAUGAUGAGGAUUUAAAUGAUGAUAAUUAUUUAGAAACAUAUGAGUCUUAAGAUUAAAAAUCUGAUUUUUAUAGUUAUAACUAAAAUAAUUACAUCAAACCUUAAAAGCUAGAAAUCUAGGGUAAUUCUCCUAAUUUACAGUCUAACGGUGGUUAGCAGUAAUAAUAUAUAAAAUAGCAAAACUAGCAGUAGGGAUAAUAACAGCCUUUGUAGAGUUAGUAAUAACCUUUUUAAUAUUAGUAACAAUAAGUUUAAUAAUAGUAGCAAUAACAACCUUAAACAUAACAAUAAUAAUUUUAAUUCUAAUCGUAGUAAUCGUAAUAAUAGCAGCAAUUACCAUCGCUUUAGUUGCAAAAUUAGAUAACAUUUUAAUAAAUAAAUUCUCCUACAAAUGCACUAAAUGAAAGUAAAAUUCCAAAUUAAAUUAAUUUAAAAAUCCCAUAAUACUCUCCUAUUGCAUCCCCUAGUAAUGACCCAGCAAACAUUUAGAGCCAAUUUUCUCCAAAUAUAAAAAAAGAAAUAAAUAAGACUGUAGGAAAAUCAUCACUUAAAAAGAAAUCAAGCGAUCAUGUUAAUGAUGAAGAAUAGAAAUAUUAGCAGCAACUAAGCAUCGGCUUUUUCGAUUUUAAUUUUGUACCUAACGAAUCUAAUAAUAAUAAUAGCAAUUUAAACACCCAUGUUAGAAGUUACUCAAAUAAUGUAAGGUCAAGUGGAAAAAAAAUAUUUGGUUCCACAACAAACAGCUUCUAUUAACAAACAUUAGGUCCUCAAAAAUCUUUUGGGCACUCAUCAAUCUACAAUUAAACUUAUGAAAAUAAUUAAAGUCAAGUUAGUAAUACUUUAAGAUAAAUGAUUUAGUCUAUUUAAACCCAACAAAAGAGUUUGGAAGAUGAACUUUCUAAUUAUUCGAUUUUAAAUUGA